Molecule: messenger RNA, 952 nt
Organism: Drosophila sulfurigaster albostrigata
Lineage: Eukaryota; Metazoa; Arthropoda; Insecta; Diptera; Drosophilidae
Gene: Ufsp1
Product: probable Ufm1-specific protease 1
Exons: 3
Coding region: 142-837 (231 amino acids)
Source: RefSeq, a predicted model, not a curated record
AACAAAAAAUAUAUAUUUAUAUGUGUAAACCAUACGUACAUAUAUAUGUACACAUAAAUAAGGCCCACGUUAAACGUUUGCGUUGGCGGUAGGUCAAAAAACAAAGUGCUGUGAUCUAAUUUUGAACUUGUAAACAACACAAUGACGACAACCUGUGAAUUGGAAUCGUCUGCAAAUGCAAUCGAAAUAAGUCCAAAAACCUAUAGUUAUGCGCUAUUCGAAGAUGUGCAUCUCGCGCUGUCAGCGGCACCAGGUCAAGGAGAAACGCUGCAGACUCGCGGACAUUUCAACUAUUUUCAUUACGGCUGCGAUGGCACUAUUGAUGCAGGUUGGGGCUGCGGCUAUCGCACUUUACAAACGGCCAUCUCAUGGAUUAUUAAUAAGCGCAAUGCCACUGCAACAAAUGUGCCCUCAAUACGUGAGAUUCAGAGCAUUCUGGUUAAGAUCGGUGACAAAUUGCCGCGUUUUAUUGGCUCACGCGAUUGGAUUGGCACGCUGGAGGAGUGUUAUGUGUUGGAUACGCUGUUCGACGUGCCGUGUAAGAUUCAACACGUUAAACAGCUGAACUGCGACCAGGUGAUUGACCAGAUACGUCAAUACUUUGUUGAGUACGCUGGUUUCAUUGCCAUGGGCGGGUUAAGCGACACAGCAUCAAAGGGCAUAGCGGGCAUACAUCAGAGUCCAGUGGCCGGCACAUUUUUGCUGGUUGUGGAUCCGCACUUCUCGGGCGUGCCGAGCAGCAAGCAACAGUUGAUUGACGCGGGUUACGUGCGUUGGAUGCACAUGGAUGAGUUUCGAGAGAGUGCCUAUAAUCUUUGCUUCAUACUGCAGAAAUAGUUUACUUUAAUGGCUGCCACCUCGUUAUUAUGGAUCGUAUGUAUUGAUAAGUAAAUCGCACACAUACAUUUAAGCAGUUUAUUCCCAUGGAAAUGGCGCUGAUAAGCCGGCGACA